This is a messenger RNA of Amblyraja radiata (thorny skate), 3488 nucleotides long. RefSeq names its product cathepsin A (gene ctsa). Bases 76 to 1560 code for a protein of 494 amino acids. NCBI's taxonomy places the organism in Eukaryota, Metazoa, Chordata, Chondrichthyes, Rajiformes, Rajidae. Gene Ontology annotation, biological process: proteolysis. Gene Ontology annotation, molecular function: serine-type carboxypeptidase activity. The record is from RefSeq and is a predicted model, not a curated record. The transcript has 15 exons.
CUCUGCCGAUGACAAACCCGGAACCAAAGAUAUUUAGUAUCUUUGCCCAGAGCCGGCUUCACGUGACCUUAGCACAUGACUGCUGGGCCGCCCGGGCGCCUGACGGUGAAGGCGAGGAGACUUGGAGAGAGAGAGAUGACUCCUCUUGUGGUUUUGAUUCUGGUAGUUCAAGUCUUUAUUGCUGAGUCUGCACCAGCUAAAGAUGAGAUUAUGUACCUCCCAGGCCUGGCCAAACAAUCCAGUUUCAGGCAGUACUCUGGGUACCUGAAUACAUCUGAAAAUAAAUAUCUCCACUACUGGUUUGUUGAAUCUCAGGGGAAUCCUAAAAAAGACCCUGUGGUGCUGUGGUUGAAUGGAGGCCCAGGCUGUAGCUCGUUGGAUGGGCUUCUAAAUGAGCAUGGUCCCUUCUUGAUCCAACCUGAUGGGAAGACACUUCAAUAUAAUCCUUACUCCUGGAACUUGAUUGCAAAUAUGCUGUACCUUGAGUCACCAGCAGGGGUUGGAUUUUCCUACGACGAUGACCAGCAGUACCGAACCAAUGAUACUGAGGUUUCAUUCAAUAAUUACCUCGCAGUGAAGAAAUUCUUCCAGCUUUUCCCAGAAUACAAGACGAAUGCAUUCUAUAUUACUGGAGAGAGUUACGGAGGAAUCUACGUACCAACACUCGCAGAGCGUGUGAUGACUGACAGGAAAAUUAAUUUUAAGGGGAUGGCUGUUGGAAAUGGAUUAUCUAGCUGGGAGUUCAAUGACAAUUCUUUAGUGUACUUUGCAUAUUACCAUGGGCUGUUGAAAUCUUCGCUUUGGUUGGAUCUCCAGAAGUUCUGCUGUUCUGUGGGAACAUGCAACUUUCAUAAUAAUAAAGAUAAGAACUGUAUGUUAAAGGUUAAAGAAGUGUUUCAAAUUGUAUGGUACUCGGGUCUGAAUGUAUACAACCUGUAUGCUGAUUGUAUUGGUGGAGUCCCAGGCACAAUCCGCUUUGAUGAAAAUCAGAAGCAACUGGUUUUAUAUGAUUUGGGAACUCUGUUUGUCAAAAAUGAAAUGAGUCUUAUGUGGAAGAAGAAACUGCACGACAUGUAUCAGAACAACAGGAACGUUCGAUUGGACCCCCCGUGCACCAACACAACUGCCUGCUCCAACUACUUGAAUAGCCCAAAAGUACGAAAUGCUCUGCACAUUCCACCCUCUGUGCAGAAAUGGGAGAUGUGCAGUAUGAAAGUGAAUCUGAAUUAUCGAGCUCUCUACAGUGAUAUGAAGGAUCAAUACCUGAAACUAUUGGCUGCCAGGCAAUACCAGAUCCUUGUGUAUAACGGAGAUGUGGACAUGGCAUGUAACUUCAUGGGAGAUGAGUGGUUUGUGAAUUCACUUCAGCAGAAGGACCAGGUGAAUCGUCGGACGUGGCUGUACAAAGAUGAAAAUGGUGAUCAGGUGGGAGGGUUCGUCAAGGAAUUUGACAAUCUUGCUUUCCUGACUGUAAAGGGAGCGGGACACAUGGUGCCAUCGGACAAACCAAAAGCUGCCUUCACGUUCUUCAGCCGCUUUUUGCACAAGGAGCCAUACUGAGACAACGGACAAGAAUUCUGCACAAAGUGUAAACAAAUAUUAAGGUAGCAUUUCUGGACAUGUGUGCACUCAAGCAGGAAGUGGGUUCUGAGGUGGUAUCCUAAAGGAUUGGGCAGUGAGCAGUUUCUGAAAUGUCAGCUUCACGCCAGGGAAAAUUACUCCCUCUAAACACACUCCUUCGCUUCAUACACAUGUUCAAGCAUUAUUUACCCAAGAUAAGCUUGGGCUACAUUAAUUAAUGAUGUCUUUAUUCUUUAAAAUGGCAGAAACAAGAUUUAAAUCAUUUCCAGACUAUCUCUCAAUAGGGACAAUCCGCCUCUGCCUGGCUGCACAUUAACUGCCUGGCCAGGCCUUUCCUGUCUCCGUGAUAAAAUUAAUUAGAUCUCUUAAAUUCACAACAGGACCAUUACAGCUCACCUUCCAACCAUUCACACUACUGUCAGUAAGAAUAUUCAUAACGUUAUCUCGUGUGGAAAGUCUCUACAAAUAAAUAAGCACUCCUGGGCUGCACCUUGCAAUUAUUGGCACACUUGAGACUGACUGAUCUGCAAUUAUGGAUACAUGUAUGGAAACUGACCUCCGUGCAAUCAACGACGCCUAAAUUUCUUUAUCUUGGAUUCCAGUUCAAAAACUCAAAUGAUGAUUUUUAACCAUGAGAAUUACAAUUCCAAACGUGUUCGAGGGAAUGAAUGAAACUGGCAAUUCAAAUGAACUGCAAGCUCCUCCGUUCUAUAGCAAUUUAGCAGAUUUUUAGCAAAAGUGCAAAUUUGAUGUAUGUAAAGGAAAACAAACUCAUGUCAACUUCAUAAGGCUUGUGCAACUAAACUUUGUUUACCAUUUGAAUAAUUUACACUGUUCUUCAAUAUCUCUCGCAAAUCUAGAACAGUAAGGUUCAUGGAUAAACCUAUCUAAAUUUUCACCGUUUGUGCAUUGUAGCAUUUCUUGUACACAGUACUUGUAUUUUUCCAGUAAAGGGGGAGAAAUUGUACAUUAGCUUUUGCCAACACAUUUACAAAGUUGAAUACACACCGAGGUUAUGAUUUGAAAUUCAUUGUUUGAAAGAAUAAUGUAGAUUUCUGUGGGAAGAAUAACUGUGAUUGAUAUAAGAUAUGCUUUGUAAUAGAUUAGUGACUUAAAAGAUAUGUGCACUAUUUAGUUUCAAAUGUAGUAAUUUUAAUUUAAAAUGUUCCAUUGAGUAUCUGGUUUCUUAAAGAAAGGGAUGAUUUAUGAUGGACUUGUUUAGACUUUGCUCCAACCAGAAGCUUUGACUCAUCAACUUCAUGUUUUCUCUACCACACUUGUAUAACCUUUUCAUUGUAACACUUUUAAAUCACUCUUCCCUCUGUUCUCCUUAUGCAUCUGUCUACCUUCCUGUUUAGCUCCCUGUCCUCAGUUUUCUCUUCUAACACUGAUAUAUCCAGCGACAGAAAGUGGACUAAAAUAGCUUGGAAUGGCUCUAACUUGGAGCAGCAGACGUGACAAUAAAUGGCUCUACCAUAAGAGGAAAAAAUGGAAUGCAAUUGCCAAAACAUUAGAAACAUUGAAAAUAUUUAGUAACAACCUGCACUUUCACGCUUGAUCCAUUGUGUCUAAGCAUUACCCACUAUAUUUCAUCAAAUUAGACCGUACUUUCAUAUUUGUAAAAGCAAGAGAACUUUUGUACUAUUUUCCCUCUGACUUCAGCACUUUGCACUGCAAAAAUGUUCUUUAUUGGUUCAGUCACUAUUGUGAAAUGUUGGAAAAUAUAUAAAGAUCUAUUAUCAGCAAACGGGAAUUCACCUGUUAAAUUGCUUGAUGGGUUUAAUUGAAGGGGGACAAUGGACAGGUGCCCGAACCUCUUUAACAAAUACAUUUGGAUUUUUAUGUACACCUGAUGAUGCUGAUGAUCCUUGGCUUAAUGCUAAUGCAAAUAAAUGAUUUUUAUUUUG